AUCGUGCUACCAAAAAAAAGAAGAAAAGAACGAGGCUGCUUCCAUUUAAAGCCGAUAAAUAAAUAAAUAAAUAAAUAAAUAAGCGCGUGUUAAAGUUAAAAUCCAAACUAUGCUAUGCACCCUUCUCUCGUCUGCUACAGAGACAAACUCCACCGCUCUCUGAGACCCUUGCUGUUCCCGCCACUCGUUCGGCGAAAUGUCGCGGCCAAAUCUUGCGGAACUAAACCAUUCACGACUCAUGAAGCAGUUGGUCUCUUCCUUCGAGCCCAUCGUUCGGACGUAUCCCCCCUCGACGAUUCCACUCUUUCGUCGAUCCUCAGACUAUGCGGAGCAUUAUCGGAUGUUGUAUUCGGAAAACAAUUGCAUUCGCUUUGUGUUAAGUAUGAUCAGGACAAAGCUCUUAGUGUGGGAACUUCUUUGUUAGGCAUGUACGCCAAGUGCCACAGCAUCGAAGAUGCAGCGAAGGUGUUCGAUGGAAUGCCCGAAAGAAAUGCCGUCGCAUGGACGACACUGAUUGCGGGGCGUACCCAGUGCGGGUCCCGUGAAUCCGUGCCGGAACUCUUCUUUCGGAUGCAAGUGGAAGGAUUUUGGCCCAACCCGCUCACCUUCUCCGGUGUUCUUGCAGCUGCCGCGGCCGACAGAGCGAUCGAGCAAGGGAAGAGGGUGCACGGCCAGCUGAUUAAAUUUGGGUAUCGGUCCACCGUCUUCGUGUGUAAUUCGCUUAUUAAUAUGUACUCAAAGUGCGGACAAGUAGAAGAAUCCGUGUUGGUAUUUGAGAGGAUGGAGAACAGAGAUGCCGUGAGUUGGAAUUCCAUGAUCGCGGGUCUCGUAUCAAAUGGCCGCGAUCUCGAAGCAUUACAGCAUUUCUAUCAAAUGAGACUUUUGGGGGUGAAGCCAACUCAGCUAAGCUUCGCCACGGUGGUUAAACUUUGUGCAAAUCUAAAACAGUUGGAUUUCGCACGGCAACUCCAUUCUUGCGUAGCGAAAGAAGGGUAUGGAUCGGAUGGCAAUAUCAUGACUGCUCUAAUGGUCGUCUACAGCAAAUGCAAUAAACUAGAAGACGCCUAUGCGUUAUUCUCUUCAAUGGAAGGGGCUCGAAAUGUGGUCUCUUGGACUGCUAUAAUUAGCGGGUAUAUACAAAAUGGAGAUGCUGCUCGUGCUGCAGUUCUGUUUGGCCAAAUGAGGAAAGAUUAUGUCGAGCCGAAUGAUUUCACCUACUCUGUAAUUCUGACGACUUCUCCAACUAUAUCACCCUUUGAAAUCCACGCGCAAGUAAUCAAAAGCAAUUAUCAGCAUGCUCCUUCGGUCGGAACCGCUCUGCUAGCUGCGUACUCUAAAAUUGGGAAUACCCGAGAUGCCCUUUCUAUUUUUGUAAGGAUUGAAGAUAAGGACAUUGUCGCGUGGUCGGCAAUGCUAGCGUGCUAUGCCCAAGCAGGGGAUUGUGAAGGUGCGGUGAAACUGUUUGAAGAAAUGGGAAAGAAGAAAGUAAGACCAAACGAGUUUACUCUUUCGAGCGUUAUCAAUGCCUCCACUUGCCCGACCGCUGCUGCAGACCAGGGCAAGCAAUUCCACGCGAUAUCGAUCAAGUAUAGAUAUCACAACUUUCUCUGUGUUAGCAGUGCUUUACUCACUAUGUAUGCGAAAAAGGGUUGCAUAGAGAGUGCACAAAAAGUGUUUGAGCGGCAAUUAGUGAGGGACUUGGUCUCGUGGAAUUCGAUGGUAUCUGGGUUUGCUCAACAUGGAUAUGGAAAGAAGGCCCUCAAAAUAUUCAAACAAAUGGAAGAUCAGGGCAUGGAAAUGGAUGGGAUCACAUUCAUCGGUGUUCUAUCCGCAUGCACUCAUGCAGGUCUUGUAGAAGAAGGGCGGAGGAACUUCGAUUCGAUGGUGAAAGACCACCAAAUUAGUCCUACAGAUGAACACUAUUCUUGCAUGGUCGAUCUGUAUAGUCGAGCAGGUAAGCUUGAAGAAGCAAUGAGUCUCGUACAGGGGAUGCCGUAUCCAGCUGGCACGACCGUGUGGCGGACACUCUUAUCUGCGUGUAGGCUUCAUAAAAAUAUUGAGCUCGGAAAGCUCGCUGCUGAAAAGUUGAUUACGAUGGAGCCACAAGAUUCGGCUGCUUACGUGCUUCUGUCCAAUAUUUAUGCCACUGCGAGGAGAUGGGAUGAGAGGGCGAGCGUACGGAAGCUUAUGGAUGAGAGGAAAGUGAAGAAAGAAGCAGGGCGCAGUUGGAUUCAGGUUAAGAACAAGGUGCAUUCGUUCGUAGCAUCAGAUAGGGUCCAUCCCAUGUCGGACAAGAUAUAUGAGAAGCUCGAGGAUAUGCUGAGUAGAUUGAAGGGGGAAGGGUACAAGCCUGAUACGGAAUAUGUGCUUCACGAGAUGGAAGAAGAGCAGAAAGAAGAUAUGUUGUUCCGGCAUAGUGAGAAGCUAGCACUCGCAUUUGGGUUGAUGGUCACACCAGAAUGUGCUCCAAUCCACAUUGUGAAGAACCUUCGGAUAUGCGGGGAUUGCCACACGGUGAUGAAGAUGGUGUCGGACGUUGAGGGGAGGGAGAUUGUUGUUAGGGAUUCGACCCGAUUCCACCAUUUUAUGGGUGGUUCGUGUUCCUGUGGGGAUUACUGGUGAGGUGAAGCAAAGAAGAGUUUCAGCUCUUCUUGUGAAGCUUUGAGGAGGUUCGGAAGCUAUCGAAUGCUCGAGCUGAAGCAUUAACGAACAUAAAAUGCAUGACCAUUGGGGCAUUUUGUAAAGAAAGGGAGGUCACCCCAGACAUUUGUACAAUACUUUCACGUCGAGCCACUCCUGGAGCGAGUUAAAGGGCCUGCCAGCGAGAGUAAGAAGUGGGGUUAUUAACGAACAACGAAUAAUAAACUCAGUGGCUCAUUAGGCAUCCAGAAUUGGCUUUUUGAUGGAAUAAGACGAGAGAGAUGUUUUGGGGCUAGCUGAUCAGAAGCAGCAAGAGUUAAUGAUAGGUUUAGGUACUUGUAAGAAUCGAGAGUUACAAGAGGUUGAGAUUAUCGAAUUUGGUUGGACCAAAUAAUCUCCCUCCUUUGGGCACUGUGACCUGGCUUCGAAUCCUGAUUUGAGCAGGAUGUGUGCUUGCUUGGGGCCUAUGGACAUUUUUAGAAAAAAAAACAACUCUCUAGGAUGAGAUUACCGAAUCGCAUUCAAGAAGCCUAGAUCGAACAAGAUUGGAUUUGAAUAAUUCUAUCGUAUAGUAUCGAACCCAUUCGUACAUAUUGUGACCUUCAACACCUCAGAGUUGCUAAACCUUCCCUACCCCCAACAUCAGUCUCUUAAUCCAAUUGAAAUCAAUCUUGAGUGCUAAACAAGGGCUCCAGAUAUAAAGUUAGAGAUGGUAUAUUUCCACCACAAUGCAGAAUGCAGAAAUGGAAGGUCAUGUAUGCAAUAUCUGGAUAAGUGAGUGCUUUUUAGAAAUCCAGGGAGUAUAACACUGGACAAUGAUUAAGGAAGUUAAGAUGACAGAAGAAUACACUUGGGAGUACUGAGAAACUCGUCAUCAAGUGAGGCUUUUUGACUUCCAUUUAUUUAUAAUGCAUUGAAACAGUUUUCAUGUUUGGAGCGUUGAAGUAGAUGUCACUGUUUUUCUUUCCUCUAA
Messenger RNA from Ananas comosus (pineapple), 3613 nucleotides. Its product is annotated as pentatricopeptide repeat-containing protein At2g27610. The transcript has a single exon. NCBI's taxonomy places the organism in Eukaryota, Viridiplantae, Streptophyta, Magnoliopsida, Poales, Bromeliaceae. The coding region runs from base 115 to 2622 and encodes 835 amino acids. The record is from RefSeq and is a predicted model, not a curated record. Gene Ontology annotation, biological process: RNA modification. Gene Ontology annotation, molecular function: RNA binding; protein binding; zinc ion binding.